UCUGUGGCCUGUGCUAUAUUCUUAUUUGUUUUGACUUGUUUUAUUUAUUGCAGUCUAUUAUAUACUAUUUGAUAAAAAAAUAUAUAUUAAUUAUGUGACUAUACAUAUAGUAAUCAUUAGACUAGAAUUAAGCAUUCCGUGAUGGCGAAUAACGUAAACAUUUCAAUUGAAGCUCCCAUUGAGAACCAAAUUCAGGAAAUAACCUACGAUGGACAAGAGAUUUACCAAGCGCCGCUGUCGAUGUCGGAGAACCUGGCUAGACUGGCACAGAAGAUUGACUUUACAAAAUCUGAAGAUGAAUACUGCAAUAUUAAAAAGGAAGGUGAAACCAGUGUAGAUGUUAAGUCGGACGAUGAUAGUAAGGACACAGGUUACCAGUCCAAUCAGUGGCCAUGGGAGUCUGUGAGAAACAAGCUACGGAAUGCUCUCACUGAAGUGUCUGUACUGGCCGAUGUGCUCACUAUUGCUAAAGAGAAGAGAUAUAUGGUGCUGGACCCGGUGCAGCCGGAGCAGGCGGAGACGCGUGCGAUGGUGCCGGUGUACGGGCGCAAGAAGGCGCUGGCCGCCGCCGCCGCCGUGCUGCUGGGCGGCGCGGAGCGGCUGCGGGCCGGGGACUCGCCGCGCACGCGCGCCGCGCCCGACUUCCACAUCGACCUGCUGCGGCUGCGGCAGAACUGGCGCCUCAAGAAGGGCUCGGCCGGCAUCGUGGGCGACCUCAGCUACCGCACCGCCGGCUCCAAGUUCGGCCAGACGGGCGUGUUCGAGGUGACCAAGGCCGCCGACGAGCCGCCGCCCGCGCCCGGCCAGCCCGCCGCGCUCCGCGUCUCCGUGCCGCCCGACCUGCAGGGCGUCGCCUUCAUCUCCGUGCUCUGCCAGAAGGAGCAGGAGGACGUGUCGGGCGCGGGCGCGGCGGCGGGCGGGGCCGCACUGUCGGCGGAGGGCGAGCUGCACUGGCAGCAGCGGCUGGAGGCGGCGCAGAACGUGCUCUUCUGUAAGGAGCUGUUCGCGCGGCUGGCGGCGGAGGCCGUGCAGCUCGACGCCUCCAUCCCGCACAUGGUCGUCGGCAACCAGAUCAUGGCCACGGUGUUGCCCGGUAUUCAACUGCUGAUAGGACUGUGUCACAAUAACGGACAGAAUAAUUCGAACACUCACCCGGAGAGUUCCGAGCACGACCACGUGCUGGAGCACUCGCUGCACCAGCUGCUGCGGGCGGUGCACCACGCCAACACGCACCAUCCCUUCCCGCACCCCGCCACCGGGCCCCUCGGACCCUCCAAGAGACGCUGCGUGGCAGGUGAGGACAGACAGACACACACACACACACACACACCCCGCCACCGGGCCCCUCGGACCCUCCAAGAGACGCUACUGGAGCAAACACACACACACACACACACACACAGACGCAGCGAAUACGUCCUCGACACUAUUGCAAAGGAGGUAAAGGACCCGCUGAUCGUGUCCCACUGGAACGCCCUCAAUAGCCCCACGCAGUCCUGUGUCAAAAUCAACAUAAUGGCUUAUGGGUACGACGCGGUGUGCCGCACGUCGCUGGUGGUGCACGUGGGCGAGAAGACUCUCAAGUGCAUCUGCCGCGACGGCAAGGUGCGACACCUCUCAUACGAGCUGCAGGAGCUGCGGGACCUCAUCUACUGCCAGAUAUACCAGCAUCAAAUGACAGCCGUGCAGGCGGUGGGUCGGUGCAUGGGGUGGCAGUUGUUGGCCAGCAGCUCGCACCUGGGCUCGGGGCCGGUGGAGCCCUUAGGGAAUGCUUCCUCGUGUCUUCUUGCUUCACCCAAUGGUGACAGAAUGAUAGCAAUAAGGUGUGAACCGUCAGUUGGCAUCCAAGUGUUUAUUGCACAAUCACCAAGAAAAGAUUUCUUCGCGAGUGAACUAGUGCAAGAUAAAAAAUGGGAGAAUCUCGGCGGAGCAUUUAAAGAGAUCAAGCUGGAAAAGAUGGAAGGGAAAAACUUCCUGAACAAGAUGGAACUCCUAAUGGCCUGCCUGAGUAGUCCCUCUUAGACUAAUUAUUAUCUUUAAUUUAGUAAUGUACUGCCCUUUUGUAUG
Messenger RNA from Achroia grisella, 2067 nucleotides. RefSeq names its product mediator of RNA polymerase II transcription subunit 17 (gene MED17). Gene Ontology annotation, molecular function: transcription coregulator activity. The record is from RefSeq and is a predicted model, not a curated record. Gene Ontology annotation, cellular component: core mediator complex; mediator complex. The transcript is spliced from 11 exons. Gene Ontology annotation, biological process: regulation of transcription by RNA polymerase II. NCBI's taxonomy places the organism in Eukaryota, Metazoa, Arthropoda, Insecta, Lepidoptera, Pyralidae. Bases 142 to 2022 code for a protein of 626 amino acids.